Molecule: messenger RNA, 1842 nt
Organism: Nerophis ophidion (straightnose pipefish)
Lineage: Eukaryota; Metazoa; Chordata; Actinopteri; Syngnathiformes; Syngnathidae
Product: digestive cysteine proteinase 1-like
Exons: 11
Coding region: 109-1737 (542 amino acids)
Biological process (GO): immune response
Cellular component (GO): lysosome
Molecular function (GO): cysteine-type endopeptidase activity
Source: RefSeq, a predicted model, not a curated record
CAUCCUCUUUGACCGCAGUUGAGGAAGUGGUGCAGUUUGCAGGAUGUUCUUUUAAAUGAAGCUCAAGCUCUUUUGAAACAUCUUGUAAUUCUGCUCUUUUAGAUAGAAAUGACGCCGCGUUGGGUCCUCGCUGCUCUUCUUCUGUGCACUUCUGUGUUUGAUUGUGAAGCAAAAGCAUUGCCUUCGCUUCCAGAUUUUGGUCCCACUUACCAUGUCAGAGGUGUGAUUUCUUUACCUUACGCCGAGAUCAAGGAGCCAUUUGAGGCCUGGUUUGACCUGAAGGCCAAGUCCAGUCGUAUAGAUUAUUAUAAUGGGCAGGUGUCGACGUACCAGCUGGGGGCGGAGCCUCCUUGGGGAGCUUCCUACAAAAUCACUCCUGAGACCACAGAAGAAGAAGUGAACGUGAUGAAGUGCUUCCAGGUCAACGGGACUAAAGAGGAUCUCGUCCAGCCGCAAUCCUCCCUGCCGGAUGUCCAAGGCUUCCAGUUCCUGAGGAUGGAGGAGUACGGGGGCCGCCUGUGCCAGGUGUGGCAGAACGUCAGCACGGUGGGCUACAAGAAGAACACCUACACCCUGUGGGUCACUCAUGAGGACGCUCCCACGCCGCUUCACUACCAGAUGAUGGGCUACAACACGCUGCUGGGCUCCCACUUUGACAAAUACUUGGUGGACUACAGCGAUUUCAGCUCCUACGUGGAUCCUCAAGCGUUGGCGCUUCCCCAAGGUCGGAGCUGCGGCGGCUUCCCUGGGCCGGGAGUGGAAGAUCACACGCUGGCCAACCCCAUGAAGGAUCUCAUGCACACCUCGCCUUCUCAACACAUCUUUGCUCAUUUCAAGGAGAAGUUUCAGCGUCGCUACGGCGACCAACGCGAGCACGAGAAGCGGGAGCACGCCUUCUUGCACAAUCUCAGAUACGUUCACUCCAAGAACCGAGCAGGUCUUCCCUUCACGCUGGCACUCAACUCCCUGUCAGACCGCACCAUGGCGGAGUUGGACGUCAUGAGGGGACGAAAGCGUGGGAAGACUCCAAACCGAGGACGUGCCUUCCCGUCCGUGAUGUACCAAGGAGUCCAAGUCCCUGAGUCCCUGGACUGGCGGCUCUAUGGCGCCGUGUCGCCCGUGAAGGACCAAGCAAUCUGUGGAUCCUGCUGGAGCUUCGCCACCACCGGAGCACUAGAGGGCGCUCUCUUCCUGAAGACGGGAUCGCUGCAGCUUCUGUCCCAGCAGAUGUUGGUGGAUUGUACUUGGGGCUUCGGGAACAACGCCUGCGAUGGCGGCGAGGAGUGGCGGGCGUACGAGUGGAUGAUGAAACAUGGCGGCAUCGCCACCGCCGAGUCAUACGGACCUUAUAUGGGAAUGAACGGAUUUUGCCACGUGAACGCGUCCCAGCUGACGGCCCGCGUCCAAAGCUACACCAACGUGACGUCCGGCGACGCGGAGGCCCUCAAGGUGGCGCUGUUCAAAAACGGCCCCGUCGCCGUGAGCAUCGACGCCUCGCAUCGAUCGUUUGUCUUCUACAGUCACGGCGUCUACUUCGAGCCGGCGUGCGGGAACGCCAGCGCCGACUUGGAUCACGCCGUGUUGGCGGUGGGAUACGGCACCCUGGGCGGACAAUCCUAUUGGUUGAUCAAGAACUCGUGGUCCACCUAUUGGGGCAACGACGGCUACAUCCUCAUGUCCACUAAGGACAACAACUGCGGCGUCACCACGGAUGCCACGUACGUCACGCUGGCUUGAGCAAGAGGAUUUUUAACACCUUUUUAAUAACUGAGGAGCCAUCAAGAUUUUAUUCAUUUCUAAGGAAUCAAAAUGUCAAAUAACAGCUUCGUUUUUUCCCAACAA